Messenger RNA from Polistes dominula (European paper wasp), 3163 nucleotides. Its product is annotated as piggyBac transposable element-derived protein 4. Gene Ontology annotation, cellular component: nucleus. The record is from RefSeq and is a predicted model, not a curated record. Lineage: Eukaryota; Metazoa; Arthropoda; Insecta; Hymenoptera; Vespidae. Gene Ontology annotation, molecular function: protein binding. Gene Ontology annotation, biological process: regulation of transcription by RNA polymerase II.
CAAAGAAAAAGGCCCAGGAGGAGAGAUAGACUGUUCGGAAGAGCGACGCGCGCUUGCAUCAUACCGGCCAUUUUAGAAGCUUCGGUGCUUCGUUCCGGAGCUUUCGAUUACUUCGCCGCACGCCUAUUAUUCUCUCUGUCUCUAUUUGUCUUAUUAUCUGACUCUCUUUUGUGUUCCAACUGGAAACGGCGGGGGAAGACAAUACUAGAAAAAGCAACACGCAAAUAAUAAAAAAGAAGAUAGAGAUAGGGAUUGAAAGAUAGAAAUUUACAGACAAAUAGGAAAAAAACGUGCUGCCGUAUAGGUGCGCGUGUCGUUUGUCGGCUCGAUGUACGAUUUAAUUAUUAAACGUGGAAAGUAUAGAUAGUAUCGGGCGUGUUCGUGAAUAAUCGUUAUUUUCGUCUUCCAUCAUCAGUUUAAUUCACGAAAACGAGGAAACGAUAUAUCAGAGAAGAUGGUUGAUGACCAGCAGUUCUGCCUUAAAUGGAACAAUCAUCAGAGCACACUAAUACAAAAUUUCGACACGCUUUUAGAGAGCGGUACGCUGGUCGACUGCACGUUAGCAGCGGAGGGGAAAUACCUAAAGGCCCACAGGGUAGUCCUCUCCGCGUGCAGUCCAUAUUUUGAGGGCCUUCUCAGUGAGCACUACGAUAAGCACCCUGUAUUCAUACUCAAAGAUGUAAAAUUUAAAGAAUUGAAGGCAAUGAUUGAUUAUAUGUACAAAGGAGAAGUUAAUAUAUCCCAAGACCAACUAACGGCACUCCUUAAGGCUGCCGAGUCAUUACAAAUUAAGGGCCUUUCGGAAAGUAAAACGGGUGGUAGUAAUGGUAAUAAUAAAUCACUUUCGAGGGUAUCUAAAGUCCCUCCACAACCAAGGUCAUCGCCUUUAAAUAUUUCCUACGCGUCUGCCGGUCUCAACAUUGAAAGGAACAGAGUUCCCAGACAGGCAAGUUCAAUAGGAGAUUUGCCAGAAGAUUCGCACAGUCCUCAAAUACCUAAGGAACAUUCUUCGAGCAGGGAAGGUUCGCAAAGUCCAACAUCAAAAAGAAGAAGAAAACUUAGAAGAAAAAGCGCCGGUGAAGAUACUUCUGUUGAAAAUCAUGAAGCAUCGGACUCCAACGAUAUACCUCAACAAAUGGGCGUGCCGGCACUUGCGAUAGCACCUGUCGCGGACGAAAAAACGAAUGCGGAUCCAACGGACUCUCUCGGCAGGUCAACUUUAAUGACACAGCUAACAAAACCUGCCGAUGAGAUGCUACAGAUGCCACUAGAAAAUCCUGAACCAAGCGAUAAUCUCAUUGAGCCAAAGUCCGAGUAUAUGGAGGACCAGGAAGAAAGUGUCGAAGAUUUGACGCUGGAUGAUGACAUGAAUGAAUUAAAUGAGAUUGAACGGGAUACGAACAGAGCAGGACCUUCCCAUGACACGUCCCAACAUCCUGACGAAAGAGACGAUACAAAUAUUUACGACGAAUGCGCGGACGUCUUGUCUGACGUUCCGGACGACUUGGCCGAUUGGGAAGACAUUGAAAGUCAAAAAAGUGAAAGUGAAGCAGAAUCGUCGGAGGAUAGUGAAAUACUUCCAAGAAGAAUUCGGCAAACGCUACUACGGUUGCCAACUGAUUCGGAUGAGUCAGACGAAGAAGACAGUGCACAAUGGUCAGAGUUUGAUUUACCGAGGACCAAUAAUGAAUUUAAAGGAUCUCCGGGUCCAAACAUAUUUCCUAAGGAUACGCAGAGCGUCGAGGACAUCACAGGAUUAUAUAUUGGGAACGAUUUAUUUGAAUAUAUUUGCAAUGAAACCAACAAGUACCACAGUCAAAAUUACGAUAAAAGGAAACAGGAUAAAAAAAAUGCCAAAUUUGUGGAUGUUACGGCACUCGAACUGAGAAAAUGGUUUGGGCUUGUUAUCCUUAUGAGUAUUGUAAAAAAAGCAAGGAUCGAUGAUUAUUGGUCAACGAAUCCGUUGAUAGACACACCGAUAUUUCGCAAAACGAUGUCCCGCAACCGAUUCAGGCAAAUAUUAUCAUUUUUACAUUUUUCUGACAACAACAAUAAACCGAAUAAUGUCGACCGGCUUUUCAAAGUGCAAUUCAUAAUUGAUUACUUUUCCAAAAAGUUUAAAGAAAAUUUUAAUCCAAGUCAAAACAUUUCAAUUGAUGAAAGAAUGAUACCGUGGCGUGGACGGUUGCAUUUUAAAGUUUACAAUCCGUCGACAAUUACGAAAUAUGGCAUACUCAUUCGGAUGAUGUGUGAUUCGAUUACGGGAUACAUUUCUUCAUUCAAGAUAUAUUCCGACGUUGGACAGUCUUUAGCAAAAACAGUAAUGGAACUAUUGACACCUUCCUAUGGAAAGUGGCAUCACCUCUACAUGGAUAAUUAUUACAACAGUGUAGAACUUGCAGAGAAUUUGCUUGAGAAGAAAAUUCGAGUUUGUGGAACAAUAAGGCAAAAUAGAGGAUUUCCGAAAAAAUUAAAGCGCGCAAAUGUCAAUGUAUUUGAAGCUUGUCAUCAACGGAAAGGUGAAGUACUCGCACAGGUAUGGAGAGCUUCGGAAACUAAAACGAUACGAAUGAUCUCUACAAUACAUAAUGCCACUUUGAUUAAAACGCAAAGAACAUGUAGAAAAACUAAUUGCACAAUAAAAAAACCUGUAAGUGUAUUAGACUAUAACAAAUACAUGAAAGGAGUGGAUCGGGCAGACCAAUAUUUGAGUUAUUACCCUAUAUACAGAAAAUCUAUAAAAUGGUCCAAAAAAGUUUGCAUGUAUCUUUUUAAUUGCGCAUUAUUUAAUGCAUUCCGUACAUGUCAAUAUUUCAAUACAGAACAGAAGAGUCUCCGAUUUCACGAUUUUUUAUUGAAAGUGUGCGAUUCUUGGAUAAAAGACCAUGUACCUGGUUCUGAGCAAAACUUGGAAGUUGCCACUACAUCGCGUGCGUCUCAUCAUGAUCCGAUUGACAGACUUUCAGGUCACGUAAAGCAACACCAACUAGUCCUUAUUUCCGAAACGAAUAAACGAAAACGAAGAAACUGCCAUGUAUGUGCCAAAAACAAAAAAAGAAAAAUAACAAACUUAAUGUGCAAGUCUUGUAAAGUUGCCUUACAUCUUGGAGACUGUUUUGCUGCGUACCAUACGAAAGAGAAAUACUAAGUACCAAAGAAAAUG